Molecule: messenger RNA, 7361 nt
Organism: Oncorhynchus masou masou (cherry salmon)
Lineage: Eukaryota; Metazoa; Chordata; Actinopteri; Salmoniformes; Salmonidae
Product: trichohyalin-like
Exons: 4
Coding region: 276-4136 (1286 amino acids)
Source: RefSeq, a predicted model, not a curated record
AAAUUUUGAGCUUCUUGAACUGUAAAAAUAACCCAUUUCUCUAGCCUCUUCAAUUCAUAUCAAACCUGUUUGUCCAGUCAGUCAUGCCGCAGCACCUGUGGGAGGGACAGAUCUGUCCGGACACCUGCUCUAGGGACUGUCGCGGACUAUCGUUCGCUGUGGCACAAUAGUAUUCUUGUGUGGGAUCUGUGUUGACUUUGGGAGAGACGGAGACAAAUUCACAAAACAGCCUCUGUUCAACACAUUUUGUAAUCUGGAGAUCCUAAAGAUACCAGAUGAUGUCAAUCGAAGAGGCACUGAGUUUGAAGGUAGGCCUUGAAAUACAUCCACAGGAACGAAGUGAGGGCAUGGCAGCUCGUGUGGACGUGGCCUCUGGUGAGGUGGGCCAAGUAGGAGAUGCAGGUAUCAAGCCUGAGCUAGGCCCCAAACCCUGCCUGAUUCCCAAACCCUUUUCACUGCAGAGGAACACCACAUUCCGCUCCAUCCUAGCCCCAAAGACACUCACAAUGACUCCACAACCAUCUCAGGCCACGCCCACUACCUCCAGCAAACCAGAGCCUUGUCAGCCUAUUAGUGCCCCUGUGACUGACUCAAGCAGCAUUGUGAAACUCGAUGCAGAGAGCACCACGAUACCUGAACUGACCAAUGCUCUCGAAGUUCCUUCAGCCAUAACACCCCAAACUGAAUCGACCCACACUACUGAACAAAACCAAACUGCUCUUUCCACAUCCCUUACUACCCCAAAAUCUGAGCCACCAGCUAAUACCACAUCUGACCCAACUGGAAACUCAGAGGUAAAUCAAGUCAGUCUUUCUGAACUGGACGAACAUGGCCCCUCUGAUACAGGCCACUCCACCACUGGAACUGAGCCUGUACCAUCACCAUCAGUCACCUCAACUCCUCUUCAACCGCAGUCUGAAAACACUGUGAGUGAGCCCACUCCUGCGGUCGUCAGGCGCCACGCUGGGAAGGAUCAGGCAGCCCACUUGGGUGGAGGCAGGAAGCGGCUGUCCAUGGAGCUCACCUCCCGGUUUGAGUUUGCUGGCCUCUCACUCCCCUCACAGCCACCAGCUAACCAGGAACGGGAACAGGUGACCAUGAGAGAGACUGCAGUCCCCAAAGUGUCAGUCCUCGGGGCAAAAGAGGAAGAGAAGGUCACUGAUUCACCAGGGUCACCGUCUGAACCAGAGUGCAGACUCAAGCACUCAACACCACUGAAGGAAGAGAGGGAUGGAGAAGGGGUAAAGGAGGAAGGAGAAAAGAAAGGGAGCAGCAUACAACUGAGGAUCAGUCUGCUGCUGGACUCCUCCUCGAGACCAGAGGCUCUGACCAAUAGGGAGGAAGUACCUCGUCCAAUGAAACAUGCAGUUAGUUCUGGUGGUGUGAAACAGCGGAUCAAAGACUGGGCAGCAGACACACCUCCUGUUCAGGCAUCCAAUAAGAGGGUGGAUGUUGCCCCUCAACCAUUCCCUGUCAGAGUUCACCCUGUGUUGAGUGUCACUGGGGGGUCGUUGGCGAUGAGCAAAAGCGUUCAGCUAGCUCCUCGAGAGGACAAGGCUUCCACCCUACUUCACGCUGGACAUUCUGGGAUAGUAGAUGAGGAGGAGGAUGAUGAAGAUGAGGAGGAGGAAGAGGAGGAGGGAGAGAAGGAGGAGGACGUGGUACCACUCUACAAAACAGUAGGGAUACAUCUUGGACAGGAAGAUGGAGGGAAAAAACAGGAGCUAGUGGUUGAUCAAAUAGGGAAAGAGAUGGAGGCUAAGGUAAAAGAGGAGGAAAAACUUGCAGAAGUGUAUAAAUUAAAACAGCUGGAACUAGACGAGAGACAGGCAGAAGAUGAGAGGGAGAGAGAAAGACAAAAGGUAGUGGAGAGGGAAAGGGAGAGACAGAGAGAGGAGGAAGAGAGAAAGGGUGAAGAAGAAGAGGAGAGAAAAAGACAAAGAGAAAUGGAGAGGGAAAUGAAGAGACAGAGGCAGAGAGAGGAGGAAAGGGAUAGGGAGAGACAGAGAGCGAAAGAAGAGAGAGAGAGAAAGAGGAAAGAAGAGGAGAGAGAAAGACAGAUAGAACUUGAGAAGGAAAGGGAGAGACAGAGAGAGGAGGAGAGGGAUAGGGAGAGACAGAGAGAUGAAGAAGAGAGAGAGAGAAAGAGGAAAGAAGAGGAGAGAGAAAGACAGAUAGAACUUGAGAAGGAAAGGGAGAGACAGAGAGAGGAGGAGAGGGAUAGGGAGAGACAGAGAGAUGAAGAAGAGAGAGAGAGAAAGAGGAAAGAAGAGGAGAGAGAAAGACUGAUAGAAUUUGAGAAGGAAAGGGAGAGACAGAGAGAUGAAGAAGAGAGAGAGAGAAAGAGGAAAGAAGAGGAGAGAGAAAGAUUAAUAGAAAUCGAGAAGGAAAGGGAGAGACAGAGAGAUGAAGAGAGAGAGAGAAAGAGGCAAGAAGAGGAGAGAGAACGACUGAUAGAAUUUGAGAAGGAAAGGGAGAGAGAGAGAGAGGAGGAGAGGGAUAGGGAGAGACAGAGGGAUGAAGAAGAGAGAGAGAGAAAGAGGAAAGAAGAGGAGAGAGAAAGACUGAUAGAUUUUGAGAAGGAAAGGGAGAAACAGAGAGAGGAGGAGAGGGAUAGGGAGAGACAGAGAGAUGAAGAAGAGAGAGAGAGAAAGAGGAAAGAAGAGGAGAGAGAAAGACUGAUAGAAUUUGAGAAGGAAAGGGAGAGACAGAGAGAGGAGGAGAGGGAUAGGGAGAGACAGAGAGAUGAAGAAGAGAGAGAGAGAAAGAGGAAAGAAGAGGAGAGAGAAAGACUGAUAGAAUUUGAGAAGGAAAGGGAGAGACAGAGAGAGGAGGAUGAGAGAGAGAGAAAGGGGAAAGAAGAGAAGGAGAGAGAAAGACAGAUAGAACUUGAGAAGGAAAGGGAGAGACAGAGAGAGGAGGACGAGAGAGAGAGAAAGAGGAAAGAAGAGAAGGAGAGAGAAAGACAGAUAGAACUUGAGAAGGAAAGGGAGAGACAGAGAGAGGAGGAAGAGAGAAAGAGGAAAGAAGAAAAGGGAGAAAGACAGAGAGAAGUGGAAAGGGAAAAGGAGAGACAGGUAGAGGAAGGAGAGAGGGGGAAGCUUAGGAUGAAAGAGGAGAGAUUGAGAGAGAAGGAAAGGGAGAAACUCAAAGAAAAAGAGCGAGAAAUGGAAAUACAGAGAGCGGAGGAAAGGAUGCAGGAAGAUGAGAUAAAGAGAGAAGAAGAUCGGGAGAAAGAAGAAGCAGUGUCCCCAAUCCAAUUCAUCACUCUUAAACCUGACCAACCUCCCAAGCCAGAGCCUCCUCCCUCAACUACCAUCCCCAUCAUAGAACCAAUACCAAAAGAAGAGAAGCAGCCUCACAUCGAGGUGGUCUACGACGACUUCUCUGUCAAAGAGGAGAAGCCUCUUAUCAAGAUGGUCUAUGAUGAUUUCUCCGUCAAGCCAAGGCGGUGGGGGUCUCAGGCCAGGUUCCUUGCUGACCGUGCCCAGGUCAAGUCACCCUCCCCUAGAACAGAGGAGCCUGAGUCACUGGGCUCCUCGGAAUCCGACCUCCAGAGAACCGUUGUUGACAUCCAGGAGCCAGCCCAAGAGAGUCCAGUCAGCGGCAAACCUCACCCAGCUGAGAGGGAUCUAGAGGGGGGAGUCCCGACCCCAAAGGAUGGGACAGAGAAUAAGAAGGAGAAGAGAAAGAAGGAGGAAGAGAAGUAUAAGGAGGAGGGCACCAGCAUGGACAUGGAGGAGCACAGAGAAAGGGAGAGACGGAGGCAACAGCAGAGCAGCACCUUGGUCCAGCCUCACCUUCCCGUGGGAUUUUCCACCUUCCUUCCUAACACAGAGCCCAGCUUUGAUUGUUGUUCUCUGAGAACGUUCACCCAACUCUGUGGAGAUAAAAGCAGAGAAUUAAGCUCAACUCACCUGGUUGUGCAUGAAUGGAUGCAAGGAGAAGUCAAGAUCCCCAUCUGGUUUUCUCAUUUUUCUAAAAGAAAUGGAAGGAAGGGUCUGAGAGAACCUGGGAGUUCUGGGGUCUUUAACUGCGGGAGAGACAGACAGGUUUGGUUUGUGAACGAGGGAAUGUGUCAGAGCAAGAGAGAAAGAGAAAGAGACUUAAUAUAUAAAGAACAUGCAAGAGCUUAAGUGGUUGUACAUAGAUGAAGAGUAGAUAUAGGCUCGGUAGUCCCUCUGGCUGGCUGAGUUUGACAUUGAACGUGAACAAUACAAUAAGGAAAAUAGUCUAUCAGCUGCAACAGGAGUCAUAGAUUGAUAUCUUACUGUGUGUUUUCACUUUCAGACGGGUUCUUAGUGUUUGACAGAGUCUAGUUGUCACUGUGUGCUCAGGUUUGCCUAGUCCCAUCCAUUGUGGUGAGCCCUGCGGUGUCAGAGGAAAGUUUUGUUGUAUUCAGAGCACAUGGUUGGCCAGUUCACAUGAUUGGCAGGGCUAAACAGGAAGAGUUGUUUCAGUAAGUGGGAGUGAGGUGUACACAGAAGCAUGCUUUGAACCUAAAUUGGACUUUGAUUAACUCAAACUGGACUGGUUACUGUGGACCUUCCGUGAGGAGGACAUGUUCUAUCACUGCCAUAUUUGAACCUUUGUCCUCUGAAACCAGGAAGUUAAUAAAACACAUCCAGGGAAGGAGGACUUCUCAACCCCCACACCCCAAACCUUAAUCCAACCCCGAAAAGUCUUGACCCUUAGUUAGCACAUUCCGCUGGUUUCCAUAUUAACCCGGUCACCCCUGUGACCACUCAGCAUUAUCACGGUGGUAGCCAAUAGACAUGCAGAACCUGGGCGGUAAACUGUCCUCCGCCCAGGUCCAGGUCUCUAGCUGGGUGGGCAGCGUGCGUCGUUCCCUACAGGAGGCACUGAACUUAGUCUGGAAAAAUGAUGAUGAAGAGGAUGAGGUGGUGAAAGAAGAUCAAGAGAAGGAGAAGGUAGUGGAGGAGGAGGGAGAAGGUGGGGACGGGAGGUUCCAGAGGGCCGUGUCUCCACUGCGUAGCUUUGCCUCCCAGAGCCGGCGAUCCCUGAGGUGGUUCUCGGUCCGGAGUUGCCAGCGGAUCAAGCUAAGUAGACGGGCAGCAGACACCAGCGCUGUAAGAGAACUCAUCUGAACAACGUCAUUAUCUGCUCUUGAACCAGACUGUUUUUAGAAUAAACAUAGACCUAAAAGUUCUACUUCGCCAAACAGCUUAAUUACCUAAAUAGUCUGUAGGGCCACUACCACUUCUUUCUCCCCCUCCAUCUCUCCAACACGUUUCUACCUCUUUCUGCUUAUUCCUAUCCUUCUUCUCGCCCCUCAGAGGCUUGUGUAGGCCUAUGGUGUGCGUGUGUGUGCGUGCCGUGCUUAUCAGUGUGCAUUUCCCUCUGUCAGUGGUGUGAAUGAGAGUCUGGGGAAAGUGACAGGAGGCCUGAGGGAAAGAGAUAAGAUCCAUGGAAACACUGUAGCGUUGCACCCUGAACACUCACAAGCGAGGUCCAAACUGCCUCUGGAAAUCCUCUGGAGUGACGAAUUAUGCUUUACCAUCUUGCAGUCCGACGGACGAAUCUAGGUUUGACGGAUGCCAGGAGAAGUAGGAGGAAUAAUGGUCUGGGGCUGUUUUUCAUGGUUAGGGCUAGGCCCCUUAGUUCCAGCAAAGGUCAAUCUUAAUGUUACAGCAUACAAUGACAUUCUAGAGGAUUCUAUGUUUCCAACUUUGUGGCAACAGUUUGGGGAAGGACCUUUCUUGUUUCAGCAUGACAAUGCCCCCGUGCACAAAGCAAGGUCCAUACAGAAAUGGUUUGUUGAUAUCAGUGUGGAAAACUUGACUGGCCUGCACAGAGCCCUGACCUCAACUCCAUCGAACACCUUUGGGAUGAAUUGGAAUGCCGAAUGCGAGCCAGGCCUAAUCGCCCAACAUCAGUGCCCGAUAUUAAUGCCCAUGAUUUUGGAACGAGAUGCUCGACAAGCAGGUGUCCACCUACUUUUGGACAUGUAGUGUAUCAAACAGGGUUGUGAAGGACAUACAGCUCUGUCCCAAUGGACCUUAGUCAAAAGUAGUGCACUCUAUAGUUAAUAGGUUGCCAUUUGAGAUGGAGCCGAAACACACCCAGUCCUCCUGUCUGUCACUGUACUUCCUCUAUGAGGCCAUAGCCUACUGUACUGUAGGCAAAUCCCCUGAGAGAGGCUCAUUCAGCCACACAGUGACAAGGCCAGCCAGACCAGAGUGAUGCAGCACAAUAUGAAGCAUUGUGCAAAUGAAGUCACACAGAGAUAAUAUCUCACUCACUCUUUCUCUCUCUGUGUGUGUAGCCUGACCCACCUCACCCAAUCAAUCAGCACAAAGCAGUAAAUUAGUUAUGAAGGAAGAUGUUUACUAAAUCAAAAGCUGUUCUUCUCCCACUGUAUUUACACAGAGGUUGUUUUUGUUGCCGGUAACAUAAAAACGACGGUAGGUUGGCAUGUGUGCCUUGACAAACACUAGUAUGAGGUGAGGUUCAAAGAAUGUGUGUGUGUGUGUGUGUGUGUGUGUGUGUGUGUGUGUGUGUGUGGGUGCGUGCGUGCGUGCUCAUGUGGUGUUUGUGUUUGACUGUCAGUGUGUGUGGUGUUUGUGUUUAACUGUGUCUGUCUGUGUGUGUGUGUGCGUGCGUGUGUGUGUGUGCUCAUGUGGUGUUUGUGUGUGCGUGUGCGUGCAUGCUUGUGUGGUGUUUGACUGUGUUUGUGUAUGUGUGUGUGUGUCCGUGCUCGUGUGGUGUUUGCCUUUGUGUGUGUGUGUGUGUGUGCAUGCGUGCUCGUGUGGUGUUUGUGUAUGACUGUGUCAGUGUGUGUGUGUGUGCGUGUGCGUGCUCGUGUGGUGUUUGUGUUUGACUGUGUCAGUGUGUGUGUCUGUGUGUCUGUGCGCGUGGUGUUUGUGGAGGACAGUGUACCCUCUUGUGACCAGCUCAUUAAAAGAUGCAUGCUUGGCUCAUUGUUCGACCUCUUCCUUUUGUUGUUGUAGUUACCGUUCUUGGCUUAUUGUGUUCUCCCUAUCACCGUCAGUGGUGUAAAGUACUUAAGUAAAAGUAUUUUGGGGGGAUAUCUGUACAUUACUUAACUAUUUAUAUUUUAGAAAAUUUUACUUCUACUUCACAACUUUCCUGAAGAAAAUAUUAUACUUUUUACUCCAUACAUUGGAGUUUGGAGUAAAAAGUGUUGGAGCCCCUGGCUUUAUGCACAUUUUUUAAAACAAGAAAAUGGUGCCAUCUCGUUUUCUUAAUAUAAGAAAUUUGAAAUGAUUUAUACUUAUACUUUUGCUUUUGAUAAUUAAAUAAAACAUCCUGUCAGGAUUUGGCCAGGGUUGUUCCGGUUGUUGGUCACUAGAUGCCCCCAUUGUGCUUUUUGUCCUUAU